UCUCUAACUACGUCUUCCUACCUGAAAACAAAAAACCAUAAAACUACAGAAAACCUAAAACAUAGUUAGGAGAAAUAUGAAUCCGACCAUCCCUUGGAAGGAGAUCGCAAAGGCGGCUCUGGGUCUAGGUGCCACAUUGACUGCCUUGAACUCGUUGAUAUACACAGUUGAUGGCGGCGAGAGAGCUGUUCUGUUCGAUCGAUUCAAAGGGGUUCUCGAAGAAACAAUCGGAGAAGGGACACAUUUCAAGGUUCCAUGGUUGCAAAAGCCGUAUAUCUUCGACAUUCGAACCAAACCUUACGAAUUCAACUCCGACUCUGGAACUAAAGAUCUUCAAAUGGUCAAUCUCACACUCCGUGUUAUGUGUCGCCCUGAGGUUUCGCGUCUUCCGUACAUAUUCAACCACUUGGGUCUCGAGUACCGUGAAAAGGUUUUACCAGCGAUCGGGAACGAGGUGUUGAAAGCAGUGGUGGCUCAGUUCAACGCGGACCAGCUUCUAACAGAUCGUCCACAGGUCUCGGCUCUUGUGCGUGAGACGCUAAUCAAGCGAGCUAAGGCUUUCAACAUUGUACUCGAUGACGUGGCGAUCACGGAACUCAAAUACGGUCCAGAGUUCUCACGUGCGGUGGAGCGGAAGCAGGUGGCUCAGCAAGAAGCUGAACGGUCCAAGUUUAUAGUGGCAAAGGCUGAUCAGGAGCGACGAGCAGCUGUGAUCAGAGCCCAAGGAGAGAGCGAGUCGGCUCGGGUUAUAACUAAAGCGACUGCAGAUGCUGGGAUGGGUUUGAUCGAGCUCAGAAGGAUCGAGGCGGCUAGGGAAGUCGCGGCUACGCUUUCUAAAUCUCCCAACGUUGCCUAUUUGCCUGGUGGUGGGAAUCUAUUGUUUGGAAUGAAUGGGCCGAGUCGUUGA
Messenger RNA from Eutrema salsugineum, 907 nucleotides. RefSeq names its product prohibitin-3, mitochondrial. Gene Ontology annotation, biological process: mitochondrion organization. The transcript has 2 exons. Lineage: Eukaryota; Viridiplantae; Streptophyta; Magnoliopsida; Brassicales; Brassicaceae. Gene Ontology annotation, cellular component: membrane; mitochondrion. Bases 77 to 907 code for a protein of 276 amino acids. The record is from RefSeq and is a predicted model, not a curated record.